CAAAUGAAAUUAACAAAUUUACUUUUAGAGAAUAUAAAGUUGUUACUAUAAGCUUUUAGUUUAAAAUACAGUUAAAACUACUACGUUUUGACAUCAAUACAUUGAAAAUGUAGUUGGCAUUUUAAAAGUUCAUGGAAUGCAGCCCUGUAUAUUCCUUAUCAGACAUCUUUUGCAUAAAAAUAUACAUAACCGGAAAAAGAUAAACAACGAUAACAAAAGCUAAAUACACGUAUCAAAGUUCAAGGGUAGAAACACAAUUUACAACAAAUAAAUCGUACAUUGUAUUUGGAGCCAUAAGAAAUUUAAAAUAAAAUGUCUUUUGGGAAACUAGUAGGAUCAAUUGACGAGGGCACAACGUCCGCUCGCUUUAUGAUCUUUCGUGCAGGUACAAACAAUGUUGUGUGUUAUCAUCAAAUCCCAGUGCCGUCUAUUUAUCCACAAGAAGGUUGGGUGGAGCAAGAUCCUAUGGUUGUAUAUGAUUUAGUAAUAGAGUGCAUUGAGGAAGCCGUUAAAAAACUCGAAAAGUUAGGAGGUUCAGCCAAGGAUAUCAUUGCUAUUGGUAUAACAAACCAAAGAGAAUCAACUAUAAUUUGGGAUCGGGCAACCGGUAAGCCAUUGCAUAAUGCAAUCAUAUGGUUGGAUAAUCGUACUUCAAGUACCGUUGAUGAGCUUGUCGAGACAAUACCUAACAAGUCGCGUAAUAUCAAUUAUUUAAAACCUCUAUGUGGUCUUCCUAUUUCACCGUAUUUCUCAGCUUUAAAAAUGCGUUGGAUGAAAGAUCAUGUAGGUGAUGUUCAAAGGGCAAUGGAAGCUAAUACCUGCCAAGUUGGCACUAUUGAUACGUGGUUAAUAUAUAAACUCACGGGUGGACCUGAUGGUGGGGUUCAUUACACUGAUGUAACAAAUGCUUCACGCACAAUGUUAAUGAAUAUUGAGACGCUAAGAUGGGAUCCACAUCUCUUGCGUUUCUUCGGCUUACCAGCCGCUAUGCUCCCUCAAAUCCGUUCAAGCGCAGAACGUUAUGGGGAUGUUACUGUUGGUGUCUUGAAAGGUGUACCAAUAACUUCAUGUUUAGGAGAUCAACAGGCGGCACUUGUGGGGCAACAAUGUCUAAGUCAUGGUCUCGCGAAAUCCACUUACGGCACAGGUUGCUUUCUUCUUUAUAAUACAGGGACAUCCAUAGUACAAUCCAAACAUGGCUUACUUACUACAGUUGGGUAUCAAUUAGGACCGCGUGCACCGAUUGCGUAUGCCUUAGAAGGUAGUGUAGCUAUUGCUGGUGCAGCUAUAAACUGGAUGAAAAACAAUUUGGAAUUGUUUGAUUCCGUUAAUCAAGUAGAGGAGAUGGCUGGAAAAGUAGAUAGCUCUUUGGACGUAUAUUUUGUGCCGGCUUUCAGUGGCCUUUAUGCUCCAUAUUGGAAUCAAGAAGCUCGUGGUGCAAUCUGCGGUUUAAGUGAAGAAACAACAAGCGAACAUAUUGUACGUGCUACUCUCGAGGCCAUUUGCUUUCAAGUCCGAGACAUUUUGGAAUCAAUGCGCAAAGACUGUGGCAUACCAAUGUCCAAAUUGAUGGUUGAUGGCGGCAUGACCGCUAACAAUCUAUUUUUACAGAUACAAGCCGAUCUGGUUGGUAUAAACGUGAUUCGUGCUAAGAUGCAGGAAACAACAGCAUUGGGCGCUGCAUUGGCUGCUUACAUGGUUGUGGAACCGAGCUUUGACAUCACAGCACCUCUUGUCGGUAGCUCUGGUGAGCUGAGUAUUUUCAAGCCAGCUAUUGGAAAUUACGAAAGGAAUAUGCGUUACAAAAAAUGGAAAAUGGCUGUGGAACGUUGCAUGAAUUGGGAUACUUCUUCAUUGACAGAAACUUCAAAGCUAGACUUUUAAAAUUGCUUGUUCAAUAUAAUUAUGCGAAAGACAUACAUACACUUACAAUAUUUGGAACGAAAUUUCAUUAAUUAAAUGCUAAUUAUUCUUUGUAAAUAAGAAACGUAUAUUAA
Molecule: messenger RNA, 1997 nt
Organism: Ceratitis capitata (Mediterranean fruit fly)
Lineage: Eukaryota; Metazoa; Arthropoda; Insecta; Diptera; Tephritidae
Gene: Gk1
Product: glycerol kinase
Exons: 6
Coding region: 313-1884 (523 amino acids)
Biological process (GO): glycerol metabolic process; glycerol-3-phosphate biosynthetic process; triglyceride metabolic process
Cellular component (GO): mitochondrion
Molecular function (GO): glycerol kinase activity
Source: RefSeq, a predicted model, not a curated record